UUGAUCAAUUUCUACUCUUUCCAGCCGCCCAUGAAGCCUGGUAUACGUAGAGGCUUAGUAGGAAAUGUCGUAAUCUCGUCCAGUGUCAUCUUCCAUUAAAACAAAAGAAGUUUGAUAGAGAAGGAGAGACGAGUGUCGCAGUUGAUUUAUACCAGGAUGGCUGUGUGGUUGCCCCGGGGAACGGGAGUGCCUGGUAGUUGUGGGUUACCGUCCAGGGCGCGACCGUCACAUGACCCACCGUAGAUCGUUGGUGGCACACGUCAGUUGGUCGCCUGGGCGGAAAGACGGGCGGUGGUCCAGCAACUUACCACAAAGGUCAAAGUUCGCAUGCGGGAAUUGGAUGAAAGUCCGAGGUUCAGCAGCGUGGGGUUUCAAUGCUUUGUUCUUCACCUAGUUUUUAUUUUCACCUGGCGGAAGGUGUGGCCAGGUUGCUCCGGUGAGACCGCUUUGUCAUCUGAAGCCCCGUCGUCAUCCGUUGUGACGUCAGCGGCUAGGUUCGCGGGUCUCGCCAGCCCAAACAAGAUGGCGUCGGACGUUAGGAACGUUUCUACGCGCGUACUACAAUGUGGGAUAGAGGGCGACCUGCCGGAGAAACACGACGUCAGCAUUGCUAUACUAGGGGCAAGAGUACACGAAGAAGGCAGUCGAAACACGGACUUUGACGAGGCCGACGAACUGUUUUUCGGUUCCGCUAGGGAGCUGAGUUCAUGCUUUAUCGGCAAAAUGACUCCAGUCACCGCCGACGAAGGGGACCGAGAAGCGCAGAGGGGUCACGUUUCUCCACGAAGAAGCCCGAGGAACAGCCGAAGCAAGUCCGACAGCGUGGCGAAAAUGUCCGAGGUCGCAUCUAACGGCGGGAACGCAAACCCUACUGUCAAACGAGCAAUGGAAAACGUCACAGGAUUGUGCAAUGGUCAUCGGGAUGAGCAACCGAGUAAGGACUUGAUGGAGGACGCCAAGAUCGGCCUGUCGCCCAAAACAAAAGGCGACCUGAAAUUGAACGGUACCAGCCCUCCGUGUGCAAAUCAGUGUAUGUCACUCAUUAAGAGUGCUGGUUCUCCCGCGGAAAUUGUCGUCAGUUCGUCCUGUGGGAAGACGUGCCAUGUAGCAGACAGUAGUCAUGGCAAUCGAACACCGUGUUCUAACGGCAUCGCGUCGUCCGUUGUGCGCGCCAUCUGCUUCGAGGAGACAGAUGUCAGACCGGAGGAAUGUCAGGAUGGCGAAGACAUGGCCUUGGUGACGUCCUCGGAUGACGUUUCCACGGAAAAAUCCGAUUUAGAGGAGAGCCCCCAAUCGGAAAAGACCCACAUUCCAGACCCGGAUCGUCGGGAAGGUGAAGCAAAUGCAUCCGAUGUGUCCUACGAAACUGAAAAACAAGAAGGCAGCAACAAAAGAAAGGGGAAGAAAAGGUCGUCUGGGGACGACGCCAUUCCAGUAGUUCCACGAAAAAGACGAAUGGCGAGUAUCACAGCCGAGCUGAAAGUCAAUCUCAUGUACGAGAAGGACGACUGGAAACCACCAAAGAAAACGAGAAAGGGAAAAUCGCUUUCGUCGUCCAGCAGUGAUGGGGAGGUCUUCACGACUUCACCCACCGACUCCUCCAAACUGAACACGUUUGGAAAUGGUGAAGAAAACGGAGGAUUUCCCACCGACCCGGACCAACCUCUGGACUUGUCGAUGAAAAAACGUCCAAUCGCGGUAGCUAAGAAAGUCAAGUCCAAGACAAAAUUGCUGGGCACCACGUCUGGGAAGAAGCAGAAAUCUCGUAGCAAGUCGUUCCCACCGCAGAAGGGCGGCGGCAGUGAGAAGGUGUGUGGACACACCAAGCGCAUGGCCGCGCUGAACGCCCAGGCAAUAAUGACUGCUUACAAAACAGCGGACGACGCUUCGCAGACCAAGAAGAACAACCGAGGAAGGUCUAAGAGCGGGGGUGGGUCGGCCAAAAACGGGUACAAAAGGCAUCAGCACGCCGCCAACUUCAGACUCCUCUGUGGAGGAUUCAACAGGAACCGUACGUCACUUCUGGCGUCAUCAGGACUCCCGUCCAUGCACGCACGGCCCCCUGGGAUGGGUAGCCCCGUUCCCAGCCACCCGCAGACGCUCAUGUUGACGGGGCUUGCGAACCUCAGCGCCUCGCAGAUCCUCCCCAACGGCGGCAUCAGCCCCACAACGACCGAAAGUGCCUUCAGUAAAUUCAGCUCUGCCAGGCUACAUAAUGGUGUAUGGUACCAGACGGCAGGUCCUUUCCACCAGCCGCUCCACACGGUGUUGUCGGACCAGGUCGGCCCUUCCACCGACAGAAAGUCUGACCCUUUUCCCGCCCUGGACACCGCCCAGACGCACAACCACAAGUUCGUCGCCAGGACCAAACGGAAGAAGUCCACCAACGGAUGGAAGUGGCAGGGAGAGCCUUACGAAAAGAUGGUGUUUUCGGCGGCCCAGGGGAAGCCCGUGCGGCGGCUGUGUUACCGGGGGAUGUGUCGGGAGGACGACCUGAUACAGGAGAGGGACACGGUCCUGCUCAAGUCCGGACCGCGCAAGAAGGACCUGCCGUUCGUUGCCAAGGUGACGGCGCUGUGGGAGGAUCAGGAGGACGGUGAGAUGAUGAUGAGUCUACUGUGGUACUACAGACCGGAGCACAUCGAGGGCGGCAAGCGGCCUCAGCAUGGAGAGUGUGAACUGUUCGCGGCCCGUCACCCAGACGAGAACAGUGUGGCGUGUAUCGAGGACAAGUGUUACGUACUCACCUACUCUGAGUUCUGCAGAUUCCGUCGGCAGUUGAAAGUGCGAGGGGAAGUCCUGGGCAGCUUGAACACUGUUGUGCCGCUGGAUGAAGUGGACUUCUCCGCCUUCCUCCCUCCUCACCGCCGUCUGCCCGACAACGUGGACCCCGAGAGCGUCUACUUCUGCCGACGGGUCUACGACUUUCGCCACGGCCGUAUGCUCAAGAACCCCAUCUAGCGAGGUGUGCAUGAACCGCAUCUAUCCAUCCGUGCUACUAUUGCCUCAUGAAGAAGUUUGUUCAUCCGCGAAGAAGUAAGGAAAUAAUUCUGUGUUGAUCAACAGUUUCCAUGUUAGGCAGUGUUAGCCUUUGGAGUUAUCAAAGUGAAUGGGAGAGAGCAGUUCAACGUUCUUGUGGUUAUUUUUGAACACCAGAUUUGGAGAUACUUUCACACCACCUGUCUUCGGAUCCCAGACACUGAGCACAAGAUACGGACUUACGUAGGAAUAGCAGUUUUCUGUACAACUUACUACAAGCUAAAUGUUUGUACAAAGUUGGAGCAGUUGUCACCCUUACUAUGUGUGUGUACAUGUGUCAUGGUGUACAUGUGUCGUGUAUCUAUCUAGUAUAAUUACGAAUAUUUAAAAAAAAAUCACGAUAUUUAUUUUCUUGAUAGCCAAGAGAGGACCAAUGCAAACAUUUUUCGCUUGCUUCGUUGUUUAUCGGGUGUGCGCUUUGGUAGCAUGCAAGACAUGGAUGGUGUUAGGCAGCGUUACAUGAGACUGUUUUGUUCGGUUUACUUCCUGGAGUUCCCCUUGCAAGUAUUUUCUAGUGGUUUCAUGACGUUGUCAUGGUCCUGGGCGUGCUAAGGUCUCAUAAUGAACAUAGUGAAGGCGUUUCUUGUCAAAAACCGAAUACAAAAGUCGUAGCUGGCGGUAGCGUCGGAUGGUUUCCAUGACGGAACUGGAAAAUACUACGA
This is a messenger RNA of Branchiostoma belcheri (Belcher's lancelet), 3701 nucleotides long. RefSeq lists its product as uncharacterized. Gene Ontology annotation, molecular function: chromatin binding. The record is from RefSeq and is a predicted model, not a curated record. The transcript is spliced from 7 exons. NCBI's taxonomy places the organism in Eukaryota, Metazoa, Chordata, Leptocardii, Amphioxiformes, Branchiostomatidae. Bases 328 to 2961 code for a protein of 877 amino acids.